This is a messenger RNA of Bipolaris sorokiniana ND90Pr, 1593 nucleotides long. RefSeq lists its product as uncharacterized. Gene Ontology annotation, cellular component: myosin II complex; cytoplasm. Gene Ontology annotation, biological process: actomyosin structure organization; mitotic cytokinesis. Bases 250 to 1413 code for a protein of 387 amino acids. The record is from RefSeq and is a predicted model, not a curated record. Lineage: Eukaryota; Fungi; Ascomycota; Dothideomycetes; Pleosporales; Pleosporaceae. The transcript has a single exon. Gene Ontology annotation, molecular function: cytoskeletal motor regulator activity; myosin heavy chain binding; calcium ion binding.
GUCCAUACAUAAGGUUAUAAUAAUAUCUAGUUAUCGACGUACGGGCUAACUGCAUCUGCUGGGGCCGGCGGGCUUAUCGAUUGCCUAGUCCCCAGCGCACGCCUGGUCUGGUCUGGUUGCUAGGCCACGCUGCCGCCGCAAAACACCAGCCACGGUCAACAAGCGCCGUCACCACUAUGCGACGACGUUAGGAUACUAUAUUGACGCCCUCCAGCCCCCAACACAGACACAUGCACAUACCACGCGCUCAUGGACUCGACCACGCCCACGCCCUACAAGCCCUCGCCGCUGUCCUUCAACAACGCCCGCCAGUCGCCCUUCCGCCGCCCGGGCUCCAUCCGAGAAGCCUCACCCUCGACUCUACGGCCCUCGACGCCAAACAGCUCUCCUCUGAAGCCCAAAGACACGCCCAACACCCCCUCGCAAGCAAACCUCCGCCCAACCGCUGCUGCUGCUGCUGCCCCCGCCACUGCUACCGGGCCCGUAUCACAAAAUCCUCCGCCAUGGCUGCACACGCGCACAAGAUCAGGCACGCCUGAACCACCCGCUUCGCCUGGCCGCCAUGUCUCGCCCACGCGCAAUGCACCACCACCCACGGCCCAAGGCACCGGACGCCCUCUGAGCACGGCGUCCAUUGCUGCCAUGUUCGAGGGCACCGCCAAGGACGACACGCCGGCACCUCUUUCCUUCCGCAAACAGUCGCCGCCUGUUGACCCUGUCAAGCCGAUGGAGAGGCCAAUUGAGAAGCCAGCAGAGGUUCAUGUAGAUCGGUUCGCACACCUCUCACCAGCACCCUCACCCGCACGCUCACCUGCACGCUCGCGCGAGCCUUCACCCGGGCGAUUGGCAGCCCGGCCACCGACCAUCCGGCGAAUGGCUUCGAGUGACGCCCUUUCCAAACUGCCGCCGCCCCUCCUACACAGCAUGCGAGAGUCGUUUAGUGUCAUGGACCGCGACGAUGAUGGCCAUGUAAAUGCUGCAGAUGUGGCUGAUAUGCUGUCCCAGCUCGGUCUCUCUGCGACCCCGUCCCAGCUCUCGACAUACUUCAACGGCGCACAAUCCAUCAAUCUGGCCAACUACCUGACAACACUAUCCGAUCUUCUGGGCAACCUCUCGCACCAGAGCGAGCUGAGCGCAGCUUUUGAGGCAUUCGAUGACAAUGACGACGGGCAGAUUGACUUGGCAGAGCUGAAAGAUGCCCUGCUGCACACGGCACCGCAGCCAGGAGAGACGCUUCUUACCGAACGGGAGAUCAACAUGGUAGUUGAGGGUUUCAGCGGGCGAAGAGCCUUUGGAAAGGGAGGCAAAGGUCUGGGCAGAGGAGAGGUGUUUCGAUAUCACGAUUUCCUAGCAAAUCUGACUGGCGGUGGCAAUGGCGGAGACAAUACCGAAGGUGCCGCUGCGUCAGCCUAGUGUGUUUGUAAUAUGCAUUGCUGCAUUCCCUCACGCCUCGAGUUUACGGCGUUGUAUCAUGUUAUGGAAUGAAUGUUGAUGGCCUGGUGCCUUGGUAGGACGGCAUGGGGACUGGCAUGCACAAAAUACAUCUUAUUAAUAAAUGGAAUGGAAUCUGAGCCUAGCCACAAGAGGCUGUUU